AUGGAAUUGAAUUGUAUUGGCGCAAUGUGCGCCGCUAUUUCUGGGGAAACUGCACCAGCGAAUGAAGGGCCCUGUAAAAGCACGCAGGAAAGCGCUGCUGUAGAAGCUUUUGGGCAUCGUGCUGUGUCGAAUGUUGCGGACCCUUCGUUUCGGCAGAAGAAUCUUCCAGAAGACGAGGACACGUCAAGGAUGCCGAAGGACGAGGACACUUUUAUGGCCUCUUUCAGUUCUUCCUUGUGCCUGACGGAGGCUGUCCAGACGACCACGAAUACGCUCGGGUCCUCUACAUUCUCUGGAGCUUCUGUGUUUCAGAAUUCCGCCAAUGCCUUAGCAGUGCUCAGGGAAACAGGGACCAAAAAGCUUCUUGCCUCACUCGGAUCCGAGGUUGUCGGGCCUGCCGCCGAGUCUUGCUGCGAUGCCCCCUUAUUUCCAAACUAUGACAGCCACAUGGAUCCAGCCAGCGCUCCCCCACCCUCACCGAAGCAUGAGACAGCAGCAAAAGACUCCUGUUGGCUUGCUGAGGGUGGCGACAUUUUCGCACUGCUCCAUCUGCAGCCGGAGACUGCCGCUGAUGGUAUUUGGAAGUCCGAUGCCACUAAGGAGGACAGCUUGGCGAAGGACGACGAGAGCUGUCUGGAAAUGCCCCAGGUGCUCCCCAUUCCCUCCUCUGCGUCAUCAGAGUUCCUGGAGUCUGUCACAGAGGAGAGGUUUGAUUGCAUGCACGACAAGGAGAUUAAAGAGAAGGUGAUUCUUGUGGUGGAUCCACGGCGUUCAAAGCUUCAUGUGCCACUCAGCGCGAUUUCUCCCACCAGAGCCCUUGAAGUUCGCGCACAAAAUCCAAGUUUGUGCCUCCUCUUUCAGUCUGGUCGUUGUCGCCAAGGCGCCAACUGCCACCAGGUGCAUGUGGAUCCAGAGGUAGUAGAACGCUUGCGCCGGAUCGUUGAUAGCCUUCCAUGUUGCUGCACAUUUCAUGGCGACUGCAAUACACAUUGCUGGAAUGCGAAAGCCAACGCCAAGCGAAACUUGGUGAUCAGUGGGGUAGUGGUGCCGCUCAGCCGUGUGGCCUUUACGAAUGGACUAACUCGCUUUGUUACAGGCACGGCGCAACGGCCCCUGAGCCGUGGGGUUCUCUGUCGCCUGCACGGUAAACCAGGUGGUUGUCGCUAUGGCGCGGAUUGCUGGUAUCUGCACGUGUGCCGUGAAAUCCUGGAAAGGGAAUUUGCCGUCGUGGUAGGAUCCCAAACGACGAAUUCAAUAACUGAAGCUAGCGCGGUGUUGUCGCCAAAUUUGGCUCGAAAGGGUCUAUCUGUAACCCGUGACGUUCAUGCAACGUCAUUGUCUACGCAGCAACGGCGACCUCCGUCAAGUUUUCUUUCUGCGGAGACUCCGUCUCUAGCGGUGACCACAGCUCCCUUUUCGAUACAGGACCACAAAAAUAAUGGGGGAGUCAGCACUGCGUUUGUGAGCCAUGGCCCGGCUGUCCCUUCGGCAAUUCCUUGUGUGUGGGUGCACCCCAAUUCUCUGCCACAGAAACCGGUGCCGACGUUUGCAGGUGUGGCUGCUGCUGGGGAUGCAGGUUUGCCCCGUGAGCGCUUGCUACAGGCCACUGUGGCUUGUGCCAUGCCUUCCCAGGGGGGUUCCUCCAUGUCUCUGCCACGCGAAACUGCCGUGUCGGUGUCCACUUUAUCUCCUCAUAACCGAGCGGCCUUCACGCUUCCAAUGCAGGAUCGGCUUGCAACUUCGCUGCCUAUGCCACCUACCCCACAGUACCGCCUUGUGCAACAAACUCCAGUCGCUGGAAUUACAGGAGUGCAAUUGAACUCUUCCACUUCCGCCGAAUACCAUGCAAUGGGCUUCCAACAGCAACAAGCGCAGCAGCAACAGCAACAACAACAUGGGCCGCAGACAUACCUGUUUCAGCAGGCCCCGAGCAUGACGCUACCUCCGGCAUUUAUUGUUUCCUCCGCUGUUUACGCUUCGCAUGGCCCCCUGGAAGGUUUUGUUCAGCCGCAAGCCAACGUGGGGCCAGGCAUGGCGUUUCUCCCUGUAACCUCGUAUUCGUUGUGA
Trypanosoma conorhini is the source of this 2067-nucleotide messenger RNA. RefSeq lists its product as uncharacterized. The transcript has a single exon. Gene Ontology annotation, molecular function: metal ion binding. Lineage: Eukaryota; Euglenozoa; Kinetoplastea; Trypanosomatida; Trypanosomatidae. Bases 1 to 2067 code for a protein of 688 amino acids. The record is from RefSeq and is a predicted model, not a curated record.